Messenger RNA from Heterotrigona itama, 2394 nucleotides. NCBI's taxonomy places the organism in Eukaryota, Metazoa, Arthropoda, Insecta, Hymenoptera, Apidae. The record is from the annotation of a GenBank genome assembly.
UGUGGCAGCGGCGGAGGCUCGACGGAAGGCGUCGUCGGGAGCGUGAGUGGGAGCGGCAGCGGCGGAAACAGCAGCAGCGGCGGUGGCAUGGAUUGCAUGCCCCUGCGUCCAGGCCCGUUUCACUACCUGAUAAGCGAGCAGGCGAAAUCGUUGAUCGCGCUGCAGGAGCUGCAGAAUGAGGUCGGCGCCCUUCUCGAGUUCCGGGACCUCGUCAUCGAGACGUUCCCAAACCUCCGGCACAAGAUGGCCGCGACGUCGUCCGCCGGAGCGUCCGUGAUGUCCUCGUCCUGUACCCAAAACUCUCACAUCCCUUUACCAUUGUCCAGCCCAUCGUCCCGAAGGAUCAACGAAUGGGAGCCUGGCAAGAUCAGGCGGCGAGUGCCGCGCGAAGGUGGUGGCGGCGAGUCGUCGUCGUCGUCGUCGUUGCCAAGGAGCCGCAGCAACUCGCACAGCGGUGGCACGAAGAACAACUGCAGCGGCACGGUGCAGGACUCUGGCUUCAGCACCGAGACAUCUUCCAAGGACAGCGCCUCGACGGCUAUAGCGCCGAGGCCGAGCAGUCCUCGGCCUGCCGCCGUCCUCGACGAGGCGGAGGACGAGCUGUGGAACCUUCUGGACGUAAUCCAUCGCAAGGGGAUCCGACUCAGGGAGGAGGUGGAAUGUCUGCAAGGUCGGUUGGAAAGCGUAGCGUCCGAGGACCUCGCGUCCACCGACAUCUUGGACGCCGUGAGGGAGGUCGCGUGCCUGGACGGUGAGAAGACCACGACGACGACGAUAGGAGCGAGAAGCGAGGAGGACAAAGAGGAUGACAAGGACAACGAUUCUCAAGUGAUAGCGCUGAGGCGAGAGAAGGAGCAACUGUUGGACAAGGUAGCGGAACUCGAGGCCGAGACGAUAUCCAGCCGGGCCAGGGCGCAGGAGCUUCAGUCGGAGUUGGCAGCGCUGUCAGCGUUGAAAACCGGCCUGGAGGAUCGGCUGCGUGCUGGACUGAGCGAAACCUCUGCGACGGACAACAUCCUCGUGCCUGGCGCGCAGAGGCUGCAGCCGAUCGCGACCGCGUUGCCUCUCGUCUCGUCGCCGAAGAGCAACAACAACCUUGGCAGUAUCAAGAGCAAGUCCUCGGCGUUCGCGUCAGUCGCGACGUCGAACAAGGCUCACAAGAGCCGCUUCCGGACGAGGACCAUAGAGAAGAACGUUCUGUUACACGUGACCGCUCACAACGACGAGCUGCGCGACAUCGACGUCGAGGCGAGCGUGAACGAGAGGAGAGCGCGGCUCGGUGCGCUGGAUUCCGUCCUUGUGUCACCUACCAGAGUCGCGCACGUUAGGAACGUUGACUCGAAGAAGAUCGCUGCCAUCCUACGGGAACACUCGCCUCUCGAGCUGCAGCGGCAUUUAAUCACUACUACCGUCCAUAAUCAGGUUCUACAGAAGAGGUUAGACGAGGUGCAGAAAAGCACGGAAACUCUGUCCGAGCGGUUGGACAAGGCACGGGAGGAGAACGACGACCUACGUUUCCAGCUGGAGGAGAGAAACAUCGAGUUGGAGGGUACACGGGCGCGCGUGCGCGUGUUGGAAAGACUUCAGCAACGGCCGCCGACGGAAGCAGACCCGGAGGCGGACGGGGAUCAGCCGAGAUGCGAGCAGAACGGUCUGGAGCCAGGGAGUAGCACAGAGUCGGCUCGCGAUCAUCAUCAACCGGUCGAGGUAAAACCGUCGCCUCGACGGCGUCCUAGUCGUAUACCUUUGCCCGGUGCCACGACGAAAGCAACAGCGCCCAGACCACCUAGCCACGGAAGGAACGACAGCAGGGAAUCGUUAAAGUCGUUGACAAGGCCUCCGCGUGAUUCUAGUCGCGACAGUCACUGCGGCAAGUCUCUGUCGAAGGCUCGUGACUCGAAUCGGGACUCUCUCGGGAACAAAAGCCUGACGAAGAGUAGCAAUAGCAACGGCAGCGGCAGCAACGGCGCAGGCAGUGGGAACAGUAACGGGAACGGAAACAGCAAGGAGACGAACAGCAGGGAGUCCCUGAACAGGUCCCUGCCUCGUAACAAUUCCAGCCGAGACUCCUUAAACAAAUCCUCCUCGCUGUCCCGCGCCCGAGACUCGCUGGAGUCUAACAACCUCGGCACGUCCCCAUCCCCGGGGACGACUCCUCCUCGACGACCGCCCGCUCCUGCACGCCGUUCCUACAGCCUGGCCCGCGCGUCAACGUCCGUUGAUACCGAGAACGGCAAGAGACUCUCGACCGACACUUGUCUUAAAUACGACGAAUCGCCCGACGAUCCACUACCGAAAUGUCUGAUCUGGAGCGCAGGCGAGCGUGCGUUCGAGCCCGUCCCCGGCGGUCCAAUAAAGAAAAUGGCCCCUACUCGCGUGCCGCCGGUUUUUCUC